Ipomoea nil (Japanese morning glory) is the source of this 2196-nucleotide messenger RNA. RefSeq names its product ankyrin repeat-containing protein NPR4-like. The transcript has 2 exons. Bases 270 to 2093 code for a protein of 607 amino acids. The record is from RefSeq and is a predicted model, not a curated record. Lineage: Eukaryota; Viridiplantae; Streptophyta; Magnoliopsida; Solanales; Convolvulaceae. Gene Ontology annotation, cellular component: plasma membrane. Gene Ontology annotation, molecular function: protein phosphatase 1 binding; protein phosphatase regulator activity.
CAUUUAUGGAUUUUCUUUGAUGUCCUUUAAUUUUGUCCAUCUUUGCUUCAAAAGUAUAUUCCUUUCUUUUCUUUUCCCUGCAUAUAUGCUUCCCUUGACCUUGUAAAUGCAGGCAAGUAUAUUUUAGAGUGUAUGUUUGCAGACUUUUGUAUAUAUAAGAUCAGAGAAUUGAAGUCCAUUUGUUUAAUUUGGUACGGUGCUUAUUAUUUUAUAUGUUUUCUUGAGAGCUGAGCAGCACGUACUACCAAUUGAAUUAAGUAUUGGAUUAAAUGGAUCCAGGUAUGUAUAAAGCGGCAGUGAAAGGAAACACUGAAGAUUGGGUUAUUGUUCAGCAAAAGGCAUCUGAGUUUAAGAGCAAUGUGACCCCAAAGGGAAACACUGUUUUGCACAUUGCAGCCCGCUAUGGUCACACCCAUCUGGUGCACAAGAUUUUGGAAGUAUGUGAUGAUGCCUUGUUGUUGUUGUGUGCCCAGAACAAGAAAAACGAAACCGCCCUUCACAUUGCUGCUAAAGAAGGCCACACCCAUGUAGUCUCUGCGCUCAUCUGCUAUGCCAAAAAACGGCCAGAGCUUGAAUCAGGGAUUGGAGUGAGGGGGAGGCUGAGAAUGAGUAACAGUGAUGGCGACACCGCUUUGCACAUGGCUGUGCGGGGAGGCCAUCGUGUUGUGGUCAAACAGUUGGCAAAAGAGGACGAUGAAUUUGAAUUCCCCGGCAACAAGAUGGGAGAGACGCCGCUUUACCUAGCAGCCAUGCUCAGCUUUCAUGAUUGUUUGUCAGAUAUGUUGAACAGUAGCAGGAAGCCUGCUUAUGGGGGACCUCUUGGCCGCACGGCUCUUCACGCAGCAGUAAUUUCUAAAUCAACAGAUUGCGUGAAAGCAUUGUUAGCAAAGGAGAGUGGUUUAGGUGAGGUGGGUGAUAUAUAUGGUUGGACACCGCUACAUUAUGCUGCAAAAUUUAGUGAUGAUGAGGGAAUAAUUGUGGGUGAGAUUGUUGGGGUAAAGAGUUCCCUUGCAUACCUCCCAGCACCUUGCAAAGACGGUGGUGGGUGGACAACAGCAUUUCACAUUGCUGCAAGUGGAGGUGGUGCUGGUGGCAUUAAAGCAAUGGAAGCCAUAUUGAAGCAGUGCCCGGACGCCUGGGAGAUGGUAGAUAGCAAAGGCCGAAACGUCCUCCAUGAAGCCGUUGCCAAUGACAGAAAAGAUGUCACCGAUUAUAUCCUCCAAAACCAUCACCAUCAUCAUCCCAAUUUGGAUCACCUCAUUGACGAGAAAGAUGAUGACGGCAACACACCUCUACACUAUGCUGCUGCUACUAAUAAUUAUUAUGAGCGGUGGUAUGGGCUAGGGUUCUAUUUGCAUCCCAGAGCAGAGCUAUUAUUCAGGUUGGGGUUUAGUAAACUUCUCGCCACUCCAUGGGAGGAGGAAAGUAUGUGUAGUGUUAUUAAAAAUGGCAGCCGUGGUGUAGUGAACCAGCAACAAAAGAAAGCUGCUAAUGCAAUUAUUGGUGGUAUGACGAAGUCAGCUAAAUCAGAAAUAAUAGUGGCGGCUUUGAUAGCAACCGUAACCUUUGCAGCUGCUUUUACAGUGCCAGGUGGCUACGAUGAUGACGGUCCAGGAUCAGGGAUGGCAGUUCUAAGAAGAAAAGCAGGUUUUUGGGCUUUUGUUAUUGCGGAUACGGUUGCAUUUGUAUGCGCUUUUGCUGCACUAUGUGGAUACAUACUAUUGCUGCAAGCAAGCGCAUUAGGGUGGUGGAGACAGAUACCCAUUUCUAUGCUGAUAUAUUAUCACUACUCGGUGCUUAUGCAUAAUGUGUGCGGGGCGGCCGUCGUAGUGGCGUUCGUCAGUGGGCUCUACACUGUUUUAGUACCUUCAACCACCCUCAAAUCGGUUGGCGUCUGUGUUUGUAUUUGUGUCUGCAUCUUUUGCAUCAUUGGCUAUACCCGCUUCUUUACCUUUAUCGACCGCCUCAUUACAUGGAUAUUGCAACGGAAAAAGAUCGGCGGAGAAAUUGGUGUUAGAUCUGAAUAUAGCCUAAUGUUACUAAAUAGAAUCUAUGAGAAAUCUAAUCUUGUAGUAGAGAAAGAAACAAGGUAGAUCUCCAGCUUUGACUAGUGAUAAUAUUAUCUGAUGGUAAAAAAGUGUUUAUCUAUUUACUUUUACUCGUCUUUUAGUUAAUUAGUGCAGUGGUGUUUGGUAA